ACGGUCAACUAUACCAAUGGGAUCUUGGAAGAGUCUAAGCGACAGCCAAACUGACCAAUCAAUAUGAGUAAGGAGGGACUUUGAGUACGGAAGCUUCCCCCGGACAUGAGGAACGGAAUGUGGGAAACACCCGGUGAAGGGACAAACCGGCAGGUUCCCUCGAUCUCGGACCCCUUGUUCCCAGGCUAUGGCCCCAAGUGCCCUGUAGACCUGGCGAGCCCCCUGCGCUUACUACGCCGACUUGGGGGUCUGGGUGGCUACUGGAGGGGCAGAGAAGGCAGGAGCAUGACCUCUACGGCCUCUGAACCCCCCCCGGGGCACAGCGUGACGGCUGGCAUCAUCAUUGUUGGAGAUGAGAUCCUCAAGGGACACACUCAGGACACCAACACCUAUUUUCUGUGCCGGACACUGCGUUCCUUGGGGGUCCAGGUUUGCCGAGUCUCUGUCAUACCUGAUGAGGUAGCCACCAUUGCAGCUGAGGUGACUUCUUUCUCCAGUCGCUUCACCCAUGUUCUCACAGCAGGGGGCAUCGGCCCCACUCAUGAUGAUGUGACCUUUGAGGCAGUGGCAAAGGCCUUUGGGGACGAGCUGAAGCCACACCCUGAGCUGGAAGCAGCCACCAAAGCCCUAGGAGGGGAGGGCUGGGAGAAGCUGUCGCUGGUGCCUUCCUCUGCCCGCCUGCAUUAUGGCACAGAUCCGCACACCGGUCACCCCUUCAGAUUCCCGCUGGUCUCCGUCCGAAAUGUCUACCUCUUCCCAGGCAUUCCGGAGCUGCUGCAGCGAGUGCUAGAGGGACUAAAGGGACUGUUCCAAAACACAGCCGUUCAGUUCCAUUCUCAGGAGCUGUACGUGGCUGCUGACGAGGCCUCUAUCGCCCACACCCUGGCUGAGGCCCAGGCCCACUUUGGGCAGAGGCUGAGCCUGGGCUCCUACCCUGACUGGGGCAGCAACUACUAUCAGGUGAAGCUGACUCUAGACUCGGAGGAGGAAGGGCCCCUGGAAGAGUGCCUGGCUUACCUGACUGCCCACUUGCCCCAGGGGUCACUGGUCCCCUACAUGCCCAAUGCUGUGGAGCAGGCCAGUGAGGCUGUAUACAAACUUGCAGAAUCAGGGUCUUCUUUGGGGGAAAAGGUGGCAAGUGCCCUACAGACCAUUGAGACUGCACUGGCUCGAUACAACCUCACCCAGCUUUGUGUGGGCUUCAAUGGGGGCAAGGACUGCACUGCCCUCCUGCACCUCUUCCAUGCUGCUGUGCAGAGGAAAUUCCUUGAUGUUCCAAAAUCCCUCCAGAUCCUGUAUAUCCGCGACAUCUCCCCUUUCCCUGAGCUGGAACAGUUUUUACAGGACACCAUCAAGAGGUAUAAUCUGCAGGUACUGGAGGCUGAGGGCAACAUGAAGCAGGCUCUGGGUGAGCUGCAAGCGCAGCACCCCCAGCUGGAGGCCGUCCUGAUGGGCACUCGCCGCACUGACCCAUACUCCUGCAGCCUCUGCCCCUUCAGCCCCACAGACCCAGGCUGGCCUCCAUUCCUGCGUGUCAACCCGCUGCUGGACUGGACCUAUAGAGACAUCUGGGAUUUUCUGCGUCAGCUGUUUGUCCCAUACUGUAUCCUGUAUGAUCGAGGGUACACGUCUUUGGGGAGCCGGGAGAACACAGUAAGGAACCCGGCCCUGAAGUGCCUGAGCCCUGGAGGACACCCCACCUACCAGCCCGCCUAUCUACUAGAAAAUGAGGAUGAGGAGCGCAACUCCCGCACGUGACCUGCUGCCCCUGGAAGGAGGGGAGGAGGCUAUCCCUGAGUGUGACUGUCAAUAAACCUGCCUCUCACUGUG
Nycticebus coucang (slow loris) is the source of this 1830-nucleotide messenger RNA. It is a transcript of the gene FLAD1, whose product is annotated as flavin adenine dinucleotide synthetase 1. The transcript is spliced from 8 exons. Lineage: Eukaryota; Metazoa; Chordata; Mammalia; Primates; Lorisidae. Gene Ontology annotation, biological process: FAD biosynthetic process. Gene Ontology annotation, molecular function: FMN adenylyltransferase activity. Bases 106 to 1758 code for a protein of 550 amino acids. The record is from RefSeq and is a predicted model, not a curated record.